AUGUCUUUCCACCUUUCUGCCGAGGACAUCCGCAUCGAGGACAACCACAUCCUCAAGGCCCGCCUCCGCACCGAGAGCGGUGACUGGAACGAUGCUGAGAUCGACCUCAACAACCACCUGGGCAACCAGGACGGCAUGAUCCACUGGGAUGGCCGCGACUUCUCCCACUCUGCCGAGAACGUCACCUUCUCGAUCGAGGGUGGCGGUGAGGUUCCCGUCCUCCGCACCUUCCUCCGCUCCAUCGACGGCGAGGAGUUCGCUCGUGACGUCAACCUUGCCGAGCGUAUCCAGAACCAGGAUGGCCACUUCGUCUACGUCUAA
Messenger RNA from Lasiodiplodia theobromae, 321 nucleotides. Its product is annotated as Cyanovirin-N. Bases 1 to 321 code for a protein of 106 amino acids. The record is from RefSeq and is a predicted model, not a curated record. Lineage: Eukaryota; Fungi; Ascomycota; Dothideomycetes; Botryosphaeriales; Botryosphaeriaceae. The transcript is spliced from 4 exons.